AUGGAGGAGCAAUUGGUCCUUGCGUCGACGCCUGCAGACGGCGUACGCGUCCUCGCGUUAAACAGACCCUCCAAGCGAAACGCCCUCUCGCAGGAGCUCAUUACCGUGUUUCUGGAACAGCUGAACACGGCGUCCAGGGACGAUGGCGUGCGAGUCAUUGUCAUCACCGGCAGCUCUUCUUUCUUCUGCGGUACUGUACCCUGUCCUACCCAUACCCAUACCCAUACUCUCCCCCCCGGCACUUGUCGCGCUCUAACGGGAGCUGAUAUCGGGGAGAUCUCGCGGCUCGAUGCGGAAGACGCGCGGGGCUGCCGCUAUCUGGCGGACCUUUGCUCGGGGAUGCAGGCCGUGCGCAAGCCCUUGAUAGCUGCUGUUGAGGGAAUGGCGCUCGGAGGGGGCUUUGAGCUUGCUCUCAUGUGUGACCUGAUCUUUUCCGCGGACGGAAGCCGCUUCGGUCUUCCAGAAGUCAAGAUUGGUCUCAUCCCUGGCGCUGGCGGUACACAGCGUCUGACCAACGCCGUGGGAAAGUACAAGGCCAUGCAGAUGAUCCUCCUUGGCCAGCCCAUAUCAGCGGAAGAGGCCCGGUCCGUGGGUCUUCUCGCGCAGCUGUAUGAGAGCGGCAAAGUCCUCGAGCACGUUGUGAAGGAUCAUGCAUCGACGCUUGCGGCCCUGAGCCCCACGGCGCUGGGCUUGGCUAAGGAGGCUAUCUGUAGAUCUGAUGAUCUGGGGGCCGAUCAUGAGUUUGAGAGGAGUUUGUAUUACUUUGCGUUUGGGACGGGGGAUAAGCGAGAGGGUGUCAAGGCGUUCUUGGAGAAGAGGAAGCCAGAAUGGGGGCCUAGGCUCGGCACUGAGGCUGUCAACCUUUAA
Fusarium tjaetaba is the source of this 867-nucleotide messenger RNA. Its product is annotated as enoyl hydratase. Lineage: Eukaryota; Fungi; Ascomycota; Sordariomycetes; Hypocreales; Nectriaceae. Gene Ontology annotation, cellular component: mitochondrion. Gene Ontology annotation, molecular function: enoyl-CoA hydratase activity. The record is from RefSeq and is a predicted model, not a curated record. Gene Ontology annotation, biological process: fatty acid beta-oxidation. The transcript has 8 exons. The coding region runs from base 1 to 867 and encodes 288 amino acids.